Messenger RNA from Bactrocera oleae (olive fruit fly), 7348 nucleotides. RefSeq names its product SRY-box transcription factor sox21b (gene Sox21b). Gene Ontology annotation, molecular function: RNA polymerase II cis-regulatory region sequence-specific DNA binding; DNA-binding transcription factor activity, RNA polymerase II-specific. Gene Ontology annotation, biological process: regulation of DNA-templated transcription; cell differentiation; anatomical structure morphogenesis. The record is from RefSeq and is a predicted model, not a curated record. NCBI's taxonomy places the organism in Eukaryota, Metazoa, Arthropoda, Insecta, Diptera, Tephritidae.
UCCGCAAAUAAUCAAAUACAAAUAAAUAAUAUCGCCAGUGAAGUAGAUAAGAAAACAAAAUACUUAUUAGAAAACAUAUCAAUUGUCCAAUAAGAAAUUAGAGUUUCUUCAAUAUCCACGUAUGUACAACGCUAACAAUUGCAACCCCAAAAAUCUCAUCACAGACAAUGGUUUAACAAUGAUGGUAUUAACAGUUUUCAACCGAAGUCAGAUUUGCCGUCGGUGAUUUCUUAUUUCAUUUUUAAGGGAGCAUUAUGUAAAAAUGCUAUAAAAAUAUGAAGCAAUGUUAUAAAAUACCACAAUGAAGCAUUUGAUAGGUAUUUUAACCAUUAUUUAUUUAUUAGAUCUGUCUAAUAUAAAUGUUAUUGAUGGACAAAAGAUUUUUAAAAGAAUUACUUGUAGCCUUUUACUCGAAAUCGUUCUUAAAGUUUUUGUAAGCGCAAACUAAGAAAUUUUUAAAGCGACUAUGAUCAUCUGAGUCCUAACUUGAAUUGAAAAUACUGAGUAUAGCAUAAUUUUAUUUUCGACUUCCACGAUUAAGAAUGUAACAGUUUCCUUUGAAGAAAAGUACUAUUUCCUCUAUUGAAAUGACAGUUUCCCAUACCGCUUGAGCUUAAACAACACACGUCUAAAAUUUCUCUAUGGUAAAUAUUCAUUUCAUAUUUCAAUAUAUAAGUAUAUACUAUGUUAUCGGCAACUUAUUAAGUAUAUACUAUGUUGUCGGCAACUCUAAAACGCAAAUAGGAAUUCCAUCCAAAAUUAUGGAAGAGAAAUGAUUAUUUAUGCAUAAACUUAAAAUAACUUUAAUUUUAAUUUAGCUUAAUUAUAUUAUUUUAAAUAAAAAGAACUUUGAGUAGUAUAGUAUGUUAUACUAUAAAAACAAACAAAAACAAGUUCUGUCUUUGCAUUUUCGCGAUCACAGAUGAGAUAACGGCACAUUUUCAUUAUCUAUGCUUUCUUCCGUUAUUUCUUUGGAAAUUUAUUUUUCAAAAUCCAUUUUCUAACAGCGUGCACUGAGUAGAUAUUUUUUAAAGUUCAGUGGCUUGAUUUCAGCAUGACAGCUAAUUGGAAACAAUAUUGAGCCGAAAGCAUCACAAAACUCACAAAGUCAUUUCGGAACGCCAAUGAUCAUAUACCUCCUUCAUAUAUAUACAGACCUCAGACAAGGUAUUUAAAUGUGUGUUUAUUUUAGUUAUUAUUUCGUGAAGAAUUUAUUUCAUAAUUUCCUGUUUCCCUUGUUGUUAUUUAGCAACUUCCUUUCACCAGAGGCUUUCAGUGCUUCGUGAGGGUAUUUAACUAUUUUUAGUUAGCCGUUGAAAAUUUAACUUUUUGAUAGAAAAUCCCACCAUUCAAGGAACAGCACAUAAUGCCUAAUGAACACUAAUACUUUUCUCAGUUCGAGUUAUUAAAAAUAACUAAGAGAUAUGCGCUUCAAGCAAAGCUACCUAUUUAAGAGUUUUCCAGUUUUAUUUGAAUAGUGGUGGUUCAAAAGCUUAUUCCAAUUGGGUCCCUUAUUAGACUUAUUUUAAAUAGUUUCCUUUUUACUGCGUAAUUCGAAUAAGGUGCAAAUUUUUUCUUUAAGCAAAUAUACGUAUUGAGUAAUGUUCACAAUUUCAUCGUAAAAAGAUGUUCUCAAAAACACCGUAAUCGCUCUCCAAUUGCAACUUUUCGUGCGGUUUUGCCAAUUUAUGGUCAUCUGAGUGGUGCGGAAAAUAAACAAAGCUGUCGACUCUGGUGCAAAAAAAAAUCCACAAAAUUAUUCACGAACAACCAUCACAUUCGCCUAAAUUGACAGUUUUGUGUGAUUUUUGUUCUGGGGAAAUCAUCGGUACAUAAUUGUAUCGAAUGUACAAUAUUUCAUAUUAAAUAAAAAAAAAGCAUUUGAAUAUGCUUAACAAUUCGUAUCUUUUUUUUUUUUUAAAUCAUAACACUCUUAUUAGAAAACCUUGUAUAUCAAAAUUAACAUUAUUGUUUGAGCAAAUUUAUGAAUGAUUAUCGCAUUUUUAUAAAGGGUUUCGAAAGUAAUUUGCAGGGUAAAGAAGUUAAACCGGCAGACAAUCAACUAAGCCAUAGCUAUUCGUCAGUUAUAAUAAAAUUACAUAUAUGCCAGACUAUUAAAGGUGACGAGACCCCAGAGGCGUACUCUGCUGAUCAUUAUAAAUAUAUAUUAUAUAUUUUUUAUUAUAACUCCGAUGCUUUAUAGCAGCCUAAUAAAAUUGUUGAAGACGAGUAUGUGGAUAAGAGCUCUAAUGCUCGAAUGCAGGACUAAAAAAUAAAUUAAAGAAAAAAAUUAAUAAAUUUAUUUCAUAGACAAUACAUGUUAUUAGAAGAACACACAAGAACAUUAAAACAUAAAAUUGAAGUGAUAAAAUGAAACAAUGGAGCUAGGGUCCCGAAAAGUCAGUGAAACGAGUCGAAGUCAAUAAAAUAUACGAGACUUGUGUACAUACAAAUAUUAGUAUCUAUGUGCAUAUAUGAAUAGUUCGACUUGCAUCGAAGAAAAUAAGUGGUAAUAAAAAAAUUAAUCAUAAAAAGUAAUUCCGUAAAAAGGCUGAAGCCAAUCGUACCAAUAAAUUGUGAACGGGCGGUUAAAACAAUAAAAACCCCAAUACAAAAUCAAAAACUAAAUAUUAAAUACAACAUAACAUCCGUCAAAACCGUUUAUUUUACACCGUUAAUUUGUUACUUGUUGUAUUGGCUUUUUGCUUAUAUAUACACAUAUGUAUGUGAUGCUAGUGAAGGAAUGCGCUGCAAAUACAAAGUCCAAAAUUGAAUCAAAGUAGCCGCAUCUGAGUUAUACAUGCGACUGUGUCUGUGAGCCUCGAUUCGGUUGAGAUUGACAGCUGCUGUUGAAACCAUAAAACCUCUGAUAUACAUACAAUUUAUGUCAAAGCCGAUACGAAAUCACAUACAAAUUCUCAGUAAGUUUAUUACUUUUAACCCGUGUAAUGGUCAAACAAACAGCAUACAAAUUCAUAUUCAUAACACAUGUGUGUAUGUACAAAAAACAAAAAUUUCGAAUGCCUCGCUAAAGUGACACGUAUUGCGCUUGUAAAAAUAUUCUGUGCUUGAUCUAUAUAUCUGUGCAAGUGUAUAUGGAUUCAUAAACAUUCAUAGAGCACCAGAGUCACAACAAAAGGCGGUCUCUAUAAACAUAUUGAAACGGCAUUUAGCUGCAACAAAAACUGAUUUGAGUUUCACUACGGAGAUAACAAAAGAUUAACUGGAAAUGACUAAAAUAUUAAGACUCUAUUUGCCUUUAGCUCUUGUCACCAAAUUCAACACCAUCACUCCGUCACUCCAUCCAAGACCUCUUUUUCCACACACUACCACUCCCACAACCAUAACCACGGCAGCAAACAAAUACUCCCAGCGGAUCUCCACAAAAUGAUGGAUCGCAUCCCAUCAUUAUCGCUAUCAGGCAUAUCGCUCGCGCAUCCACUCUCGUUAUCCACAACAGGACAACAACUACAAAACCAUCUCAAUUCUGCAUCAGCGGUCACAUCGUCAACAAGUACAGGUGGACACCAUCACCAGCAUCAUCAUCAUCAUCACCAUUUAGGUCAAUUAGCCGCUGUUGUUCAUCAACAACAGCAACAACAGUUGCAACAGCAACAUCAGCAACAACAACAGCAUCAUCAUCAACAAGCUCAUCUGCAAGCACAUCACAACAAUCAUCAUUUGAGCCAUCAUCAGCUAUCAUUGCAUUCGGCGUCCUCGACAAGCCAUUCACCAACAUCUAGCAACUCAGCGUCUGCAUCGCUGCAUCAUCAUCCCACCUCUCUAUUGACGUCACACUCAGGCAUUCACGCAUCCCCAACUGCGUUGUCACACCAUCCACACAGCAGUAGCAACAACCACUCCGCAUCGUCAUCCACAUCGCUUUCACUGCAUCAGUCAGCCUCAGCUUCAUCGUCGGCUGGCUCAGCUGGAUCAGGUAGCUCAGUGAGCUCAGGUGGUGGUUCUGUAGGAGUUUCAAGUUCGUCCGCACAUCAGCUACAACACCACAGCUCAGCAACGUUGCAUAGCCAGCACCAGCAUUCGUUGCACCAUACCACCCAUCAUCACACGCACAGUCACAUAAACGCGCACGUAGCCGCCGUUUCGUCACCCGCUAACGCAACGAAUUCAGCCAGUACCGCAUCUGUAAUGGCCGCCGCUGCUGCUCACCUGCACCACAAUGCGCAGGCCACAUCGCCGAUGACAAAUCUACAUCAAAACAUGGGUGGCCUGAUGAAUAGUGGUAGUAGCGCCAGCGACGUCUUCUUUAGUCUAAUGAUACAAAAUACAACGAAACGUCAAAACGAGGAACACAUCAAAAGACCAAUGAACGCAUUCAUGGUUUGGUCUCGACUACAACGACGAAAAAUUGCACAGGAUAAUCCGAAAAUGCAUAACUCCGAAAUAUCGAAGCGUUUAGGUGCCGAAUGGAAACUUUUAACCGAAGAUGAAAAACGCCCAUUUAUUGAUGAAGCAAAGCGACUACGGGCAAUGCACAUGAAAGAACAUCCCGACUACAAAUAUCGUCCCAGAAGAAAACCGAAAGCAUUGCGACGAGAUGGCUACCCUUACCCAAUGCCAUAUCCAUCAGUGCCCGUGGAAGCGUUACGUGCAGGUAUAACGCCAGGGUAUUUUGCGCCAGGGCCAGCAGCAUAUCACUUGGGCAGCCAUCUGACACAGACCAAUUCACCAGCAUCACAGACCGGCCAAAUGGAUGUACCGAAAUUCGCGCUUGAUCGCAGCUCAUACUUGAGCUCCGCAGCCACAGCUGGCACGCUGUACGAGACCUCGAAGGCUGCCCAAGCGAGUGCCGCCUACAGCGCCUACUUGGACCCCAGCGUCCUUACAAAGGCAUAUUUCGAUUCCAAAAUGUAUCAAGACCGUGCUGCCAACUAUGCCUUUGACAUUUCGAAAAUCUACGGUGCCCAACAGCAUGGCACAUCGGCGGCUGCCGCUGCGGUGGCACAUCAACAGCAACAACAACACUUGCUCAAUGGCCUAGGUAUAGGCAGUUCACACCAGAACAGUAGCAACAAUAAUAACAACCAUGCAACAGCGAAUAACAAUCUAGACGAACGCAACAACACUCCGCAUUUGGACAGCAGCGGUGGCGCUGGUGGUGGAGUUUCAAGCGGUGUGGCGGAUUCUAAACCACAUCUACACUCGCCAACAGACGCACAACUCGACUAUUCACAAUAUGCACAGUACGGGCAAGUUGGGGGAGCCGCCGUUGGUUUGGGUGGUGGUGUGGUUACCAACGGUGGUUUGGGUGGCAUUGGCUCGGGUGGCGGGCCCGCAACUAGUGCUAGCGGCGAUUUCCGACGUCCGCUCACAGUCAUAUUUUGACCACCAUCCGUCGAGAGUGAGGAACUCAACCUAUCCAUGACGAACUAGAUUGGGAAAUAGUGAGGUUAUAAGCAUCAAAUAUUAUAUACAUAUGUAUGCGUUUUAGCGAUAACUGUAAAUCGUAUGAAUAUUUCACACAAGAACGGUUUUAUUUCUAGAAUCUUAGUUCACAGCUGCAUAUAUGAUACAUAUAUAAAAUAAACGAAUAUCUAACAAAUACAUGAAUAUAUAAAAGUAAUUGUAGAAAAAUAAAAGGAAGCACUUAAGCAGAAAGUCCAAUUUUUUACAGGACUAUUGUGAAACAAAAAGGUUUAAGGCUAGGUUUGUUUUGAAGUGGAUUUUAUAAUGUAGUGUGUAAAAAUUCUAAGUGAAAAUAGAUAUAAAAGUUAUAAAGUUGAUCGGUUUACACAAAGUUGGCAGGUUCAUUUGUGAACGAGUAUCUAAAGAGUGCUCAACGCCUAUGAAACUACGGUCGACCAAUAUGUAACAUCUCAAUUGUCAAACUAAACAAUUAAAUAAAAGUGUAAAGUGAAUUAAUAUAGUCUAAUGUUUAAAAGUAUAUUUAAUGUUCAGAUAUGUUCUAGCAUUGGUCAGGACAUUGUCUACUAUAUCCAUUCAUCAUUUUGCAAUGCUUCUUUUGAAAUCGUUAUUAUUUGCCUUACAUUUAUUAUAUCAGAUUAGCGCACCAAUAAGGAAGGUUGUUAGAUGUUUUUGAUUAAGAAGUUAGGCCAGCGAAGGAUUUUCAUAAAAUCUAAACUUUUUUUAGCUUAAAGUUAUUCAAUUGGUAUAAAAAAAAUAAAUUUGACUCCGUUCAAUCCGCUAUAUAUGUCAAAUCGGGGAUGAUUGAACAUUUAACUUUAGCUUUGCAAUAACAUUAUUUAUUAAUGUUUGUUAUUAUUGCAAAAUUUUUUUUAAAUCAUUUUCUGGUAAAUUUUCGAACGGAAAUUUUAUCCUUUUUUUCAAAUCCACCAUUUUACGAAAAAUUGAUGACGUACGUACUUUAACAGCAAGUGUUAUGAAGAUUAACAUUUUAUUUCCUUUCCUAGAAUCAUCUUCGUCCGUACAGGCCCUCUUGGCAAGGAUCGAAGACCGCGGAAUACUUUUAGAGGCAUAAGGUUUGUCAGAAUACCGAAAAUCAUAUUGUAGUAAAUCAUAUGUAGUAAAUGAGACUUUGGGUAAUUUAUGGACCAAUUUCACAUAUUUUUGGCAUUAAACCAUUGUAUAUCCAAUAUUAUACGUUCGGUUAAUUUUGCUGAGAUUCUUAGAUAACUCACAUAUUUGCCGAUAUAUGCGCUAUAAAGUCAGCCGACAGUUCGAAAAUUCUUUCUAUUAGGUAUAUGGGAGCUAAGGAAAUUAUUGAUCCGAUUCAACCAAUUUUUAACAUACAGGCAUACUAUUAUCAUAAAAGGAUUCUUUGUGAAUUUCUAUAAUAUAUGUCACUUUUAUUAAAUUUUAACAAAACCGUUAUGUGGGGAGUCCGAAUUCAAUUUUCAUAGGGUUAGUAGGGAUGCCAAAAAGAUAUGUAUCCAGCGAAUUUUGUUAUUAUAUCUUGAAUGGCUUAGGAGAUAUGUACAUACGUUAAAAUUAUUAGAGGGCGGGGCCACGCCCACUUUUUAAAGAUACACCACAGGUACCCCUCACCACUAUAACCCUCUUAACCAAAUUACAGUUUUGUAUCUUAAUUUGAUCUUAGUUAUAGCACCUUAUAGAUUUUCGAUUAAUGGUGUUUUGUAAACCAUGGAAGAUAUGUACCAAGUUUCUUCAAGAUAUUUCAAUAUUUACUCAAGUUAUCGCUUUCAUAGACAGACAGAUGGACGGACAGACAGACACUCGGAUUUCAACUCGUCUCGUCAUCCUGAUCUAAUAUAAACAACCGAUAAGUGAACCAAACUAUUUUACUUUGUAGCAACAUGUUUCAAGAGUAUAAAAAUUAUAAACUCAGAUACAUAUUUUACCAUAAUUUGAUUCCUUUUUCCUUAAUCUGAGAAUUAAUUGUCAAAGG